CAGCAACCCCCCAUUUCCGGCUCCUACGCGAGUUUUGGGACACCCUGUAUAUUCCUACAAGUCUCACUUGUAAUUUGACUAAAGGCAAUCAGAAAUAUUCACUGGGACGUAUUAUACGUCCCGCUAGGGGCAUUAAGCGACACUAUUUCGUCAACUAAGAUCUAAUAUUAGCACGAACGCGAAAAAAAAAAAAACGUUUCUGUAACUACCACAGGAAACUAUCGGAUGCGUCGCGGUGUCGUUGGUUCUGUUGCUUUUGUUCGGAGAACGGUCGGGGAACAACAAGGUCACGCAGGUAAAAUGGCAGUCGCCGAGCGGACUCCGGCCGCGUCUCGAUUAUAAGCUCUUACGGCCCUCGGAAAUUACAGGAACCGCGCGAGUUGGACGAGGAAGUGUUGCUAAACGCUCGUCGAGCAUAGUUUCGAGAAACCGUGGGUCUCGAGAGAGUCGAUAUCCUUCGGUCGAUGUACGCGUUUACACCUGGCUAAGAGUCGCCGACAAUCUGGUUCGAGACUUCGAGCGUCGACCCGAGGAGCGCUCGAGAUCGAAGAGGCUGACAGCGGUAAACGCGAACGAUUCGCGGUCUCUCGCUUCCGAAACCGUCGGAAUUCGAAAUCGUUUUCAAUGGGGAUUUCAGUGAUCCUGGAUCCGAAACACCGGAAAUAAUCUUCUUCGGUUCCUCGUAUUCCGCGUGUGACACCGCUUUGCUCGAUGCUGUCGAGAUCAAAGAUUGUUUUUCAAUGGGAAUCGAUUGAUCCAGGAUACGAGGCGCCGGAAUAAUAUUUUCUCCAGCCACGAGAAUAGGAGAUCACGGUCGUGGAGAACGGGUCUCCGUGAACGAAAGUCGGCCGUUCGAAUUUUCGGCAUACCGACUCGUGGUGAGGGAAUUCCCCACGACAUCGGAUUGGUCACCGUUCCCCGGGUGGCCCACGGACGCGAUAGCGAUCAGACGAGAGUGACGCAACUGCGCGGCAUGAUAACAGAUACGGACGUUAACCGCUCGCGUUCACGAUCUGAUAAACGGAACGAAAUUGUUCCCGAAGUUGGACGAUUCGUAUCGGUGGCCACGUCCGAUUACAGUUUUAGUCUGUGCCCGGUCCUCUCCGCGGAAUCUCGCUGGCAACGAUGAAAAUGGAGGCAGAGCACAGGUUGGAGCAGCUGAAGAAGGCGACCGACAGAAUACAGAAGGAGAUCGAAGAGGUCACGGAGAGGGAGCACGAGCUACGAAACGUGGGUAGCAUUAAGACCACGUCCCACGAGACGGUGGAUUCCAAGGUACGACGGAUGCCGCAGGCUUUAGCUUCGGGCAAACUGAAGAGGACGACGUCCACGCCUCAAAUCCUGGAAGCGGUUAGUCCGUUGACGCCGCCCUUAACGCCAAAGAUGACGAACGGGGUGAUAUCGAGUCGCACCACCCCGACGCCACUGCGUUUCGCGACGACGCCGAGCCAGAAAGGGUUGAUGCACAGGUUUCUCGCUACUCGCGGCAAAAUUUAUAAAUCCAACACACCCCCUAACGACGUACUGACGCCGUCUACAACGCCCACGAUCGCGCUCAACCCGUUGAGCAUCAAGACGUUCAACAGGAGUCUCGAUAUUCAACUCGAGCCGGAUGACGAACCCAAGAAACCUCCCGUUAGAAAAGGAUACGUUCCCGUCGAAGAAAAAAUCCAGAAGGAGCUGCACGAGAUGAAGCAGCGCGAGAACGAGCUCAGGUGUGAAUUUACUUUACUGUACAGGGUGGUUUUUUUAUUUUACGAAGAACAAUCUGUAGGACACGUAUAUUAA
Messenger RNA from Hylaeus volcanicus, 1788 nucleotides. RefSeq lists its product as uncharacterized. Bases 1126 to 1788 code for a protein of 220 amino acids. NCBI's taxonomy places the organism in Eukaryota, Metazoa, Arthropoda, Insecta, Hymenoptera, Colletidae. The record is from RefSeq and is a predicted model, not a curated record. The transcript has 3 exons.